UCACUUUUAUAAAAUCAAACCCUAAAACCUCUCCGCCUCUUCUUUAAACACACUCUCUUCCCAACUUACCAUAUCUCUCCUUGAAUCUCCCUAAAAUGCCGCCAAAGUUCGAUCCAUCUCAGGUCAUCGACGUCUACGUCCGCGUCACCGGCGGAGAAGUCGGAGCAGCGAGUUCACUCGCUCCCAAAAUCGGUCCACUCGGUCUCUCCCCCAAGAAAAUCGGUGAAGAUAUCGCUAAAGAGACCGCUAAAGACUGGAAGGGCUUACGUGUCACCGUCAAGCUAACUGUCCAGAACCGUCAGGCUAAAGUCUCCGUCGUCCCAUCGGCGGCUGCUCUGGUAAUCAAGGCGCUCAAAGAGCCGGAGCGUGACCGGAAAAAAACUAAGAACAUCAAGCAUACCGGUAACAUUUCGUUGGAUGACGUCAUCGAGAUUGCGAAGAUCAUGAGGCCGAGAUCGAUGGCGAAGGAGCUGACUGGGACGGUGAAGGAGAUUCUCGGGACGUGUGUUUCUGUUGGAUGUACGGUCGACGGAAAGGAUCCCAAGGACUUGCAGGAGGAGAUUGAUGACGGUGAGGUCGAGAUUCCGAUGGAUUAAACUGCGGUAGUUAUUUUUAAAUGUUUUUUCGAUGUCGGUUUUUAUGUUUUGGUCAUGUUAUUCGUAUUCAGGUUUUGAAGACUGAUUCUGUUGUUGAUGCUUUUUAGCAUUGUUAUGUGGAUUAUAAUUUGAUAUACAUUUUGGUUAAAUGAAUCAAUGAUCGGAACUUGAAUAUGAAA
Molecule: messenger RNA, 775 nt
Organism: Daucus carota subsp. sativus
Lineage: Eukaryota; Viridiplantae; Streptophyta; Magnoliopsida; Apiales; Apiaceae
Product: large ribosomal subunit protein uL11
Exons: 1
Coding region: 96-596 (166 amino acids)
Biological process (GO): translation
Cellular component (GO): cytosolic large ribosomal subunit; ribosome
Molecular function (GO): large ribosomal subunit rRNA binding; structural constituent of ribosome
Source: RefSeq, a predicted model, not a curated record